UGUUGUCUUUGGCUGGCACUUGUCCCGGAAUAUGAGUGAUUCGCGUGAACAGAUUUUGGAGCAAAUUAAACUGCAAGGCGAUCUCGUGCGUCAGUUGAAGGGAGCCAAGGAGUCCAAGGAGAAGCUCGACUGUCGAGGCCAGCAGCAGGAGGUGGAGCAACAACAACAGCUGACAUACAGAGAAUAGGCGGGAGAACAGAAUGCCGGAGACGCUGCCCGCAACGGCCACGGUGACAGCCUCGAGCAUCGACUGCACUGUCGCCGUGCUCAAGGUACCGACGCCCACCAUGCAAAUGCCGCAGGUGUGCAAUCUCCAGAGCCUCGGACUCAUCAUGGAGCCCAAUAACAUAAACAUCGAGCUGAAUCCCGCGGCCGGGGUGACACCCACAACCACAGCCACACCCACCACGACCACUCCGCCCGAUUUCAAGAUGAUGACUAUGGAUAUUACCAAAACAGAACCCGGACUCGUCGGGCUCUCAUCGAAUCAACAGCAGCAAUCCGGACAGCAGCAGCAGCAGCAGCAGCAGCAGCAGGCCGCCAGCAUGAACAGCAACAACAACAACAACAACAGUGGCAACAAUGUGGGCCAACAGAAUGCCAACAGCAACAGCAACAACAACACAAACAACGGCUGCAACGGCGGUGGCAACAAUGGCAACAACAACAGCAACAGCAAUGUGCAAAGCAUUGCGGCGGCGGCCAAUAACAACAACAACAACAACAACGGCAGCCAACUAUGCGCCGGUUGCGGCAAGCACAUACAGGACCGUUACCUGCUGCGCGCCCUCGACAUGCUGUGGCACGAGGAUUGCCUCAAGUGCGGCUGCUGCGACUGCCGACUGGGCGAGGUGGGCUCCACCCUCUACACGAAGGGCAAUCUAAUGCUCUGCAAGCGUGAUUAUUUAAGAUUAUUUGGCAACACGGGCUACUGUGCCGCCUGCAACAAGGUUAUACCCGCCUUCGAGAUGGUUAUGCGCGCCCGCACCAAUGUCUAUCAUUUGGAAUGCUUUGCCUGUCAGCAGUGCAAUCAUCGGUUCUGCGUGGGCGAUCGCUUCUAUUUGUGCGAGAACAAAAUACUCUGCGAGUACGACUAUGAGGAGCGGCUGGUCUUCGCCUCGAUGGCCAAUCAUCCGAUGCUGAAGCGCCACGUCUCCUCGCUGGGCCAGGGCUCGCCCACUGGCGCUGCUGGUGCAGCGGGCGCCACCGGCGGACUGCUCGGCGGCGGACCUGGUGGCGUGGCCAAUGGUGGUGUGGGCGUGGGCGUGGGCAUGGUCAAUGGUCCGCGCACACCGGGCGAUCACAACAACAACAAUGGACCACAGACGCCCACCGGUGGCGGUUCACCGUUUGCGGCCGCUGCAGCUGCCGCCGCCGCCGCUGCACACAUGAAGAAUCAGCUGGGGGCGUCCAGCUAAAAUAAAGCCCUGGGCAUGGGCGGAGUUGGACCAGG
Messenger RNA from Drosophila subobscura, 1453 nucleotides. RefSeq names its product LIM/homeobox protein Lhx2 (gene Bx). The record is from RefSeq and is a predicted model, not a curated record. Gene Ontology annotation, cellular component: nucleus. The transcript has 5 exons. Gene Ontology annotation, molecular function: DNA-binding transcription factor binding; transcription coactivator activity. Lineage: Eukaryota; Metazoa; Arthropoda; Insecta; Diptera; Drosophilidae. The coding region runs from base 201 to 1418 and encodes 405 amino acids. Gene Ontology annotation, biological process: positive regulation of transcription by RNA polymerase II.